GCUCCACCCAUUUUAUGCUGAGCUAGCAAGUACUAGCUCACUUGGAAGAAGUAAAACAUUUACAUGUAGCUUUUAUGGCUGCAAUAAAAGAAAAAGAUCAGUCACAACAGGAUAGCUCAGGACCUUCAUCUGACAUGAGCAGUUUUAGGUCAAUAUUUGCUGGUGCUAAACACAUUGUAGUACUCAGUGGAGCAGGUAUCAGUGCUGAAAGUGGUGUGCCCACUUUUCGUGGAGCUGGAGGCUAUUGGAGAACAUUUCAGGCCCAGCAAUUAGCAACUCCAGAGGCCUUUGCUGAUAACCCAUCACUUGUUUGGGAGUUUUAUAGCUACAGAAGAGAAGUCAUGCAUUCAAAGCAGCCAAAUCCAGCCCACAAAGCUAUCGCUGAACUAGAAAAGAGAUUGCAACCGCAGGGAAGGAAAGUAACAGUCAUCACACAAAAUAUUGACCGCCUUCAUCACAGAGCUGGAUCAGAGGAUGUCAUAGAGCUCCAUGGCUCUCUCUUUCACACCAGAUGCACAAAAUGCGGUGACGUGAGAGAGAACAAGGAUAGCCCUAUAGUACCGGCAUUGAAAGAUAAAGGUACUCCCAAUCCAGACACUGAAGAUGCUCGUAUUCCAAUUAAUGAGCUUCCUCAGUGUGAAUUGUGUGGAUCUCUAUUGCGUCCUCAUGUAAUUUGGUUUGGAGAACCACUAGAUGAAGCUGUUCUUGACAGAACUUACAAAGAGAUGGAUAAAUGUGAUCUUUGCCUAUUGGUUGGUACAUCAUCAGUCGUGUAUCCUGCUGCAGGAUUUGCUCCUUUGCUUGCAACUCGUGGAGUUCCUGUCGCUGAAUUCAAUCUUGAGAAAACUCCAGUCACAGGAGCAUUAAAAUUUCACUUUAAAGGCAAGUGUGGUGAGACACUACCAACAGCUAUUGCUAAACACCAAAGUGAAGAUUCACAAUAAGUCGUUGUUAUUAGUGUUUCCACAUUGAAAGCUAACAAACAAAAGUUUUGUACAAACUAUUAUUAUUAUUAUUAUUAUUAUUAUUAUUAUUAUUAUUGCAUUAGAUCAAUCUAUCAGCUAUUAUUUGUGUUAGUUGAUAAAAUUUUGAUUGCUAUCAUCAAAAAGUACAUUAUCUUUUACUGUGA
This is a messenger RNA of Amphimedon queenslandica, 1129 nucleotides long. Its product is annotated as NAD-dependent protein deacylase sirtuin-5, mitochondrial-like. The record is from RefSeq and is a predicted model, not a curated record. NCBI's taxonomy places the organism in Eukaryota, Metazoa, Porifera, Demospongiae, Haplosclerida, Niphatidae. Gene Ontology annotation, molecular function: NAD+ binding; histone deacetylase activity, NAD-dependent; protein-succinyllysine desuccinylase activity. The coding region runs from base 75 to 944 and encodes 289 amino acids. The transcript is spliced from 7 exons. Gene Ontology annotation, cellular component: nucleus.